CAUCAAAUGAUGAUUUUAUAUGUUCAAUAUCAGAAUUUACGAAAUUGACAAAACCCGUGAAUGUUGUGGGUCCAGGAAUGAGGAAGGAAUUUAUUGUUGCUGACGGAGGUUUCCAUUCGGCAGGAUGAGUACUUACCAUACCAUACUAAGCCUAUAUUAAUAUCAGAUGUGACAAAUUACAUCGCAAAUUCUCAGUCAGGGCAUGGACAAUAUUGACCUAAUUGAUAACUCUAUGACCUAGUUUGUUGUCGGAUUUUUGCCGUGAAGAUGUGAAUGGGCUCCGCUGUGUCUAAGGAAAUGCCCCUCCUUCUCCAUAUACGUCCCCUUUGUUACCGAACGACGACCACGACACUGUUGCUUAUUCUUGGGUAAAAGUAGUGAAUUUAACUAUUCUCUGGUAUACCGGUACAAUUGUCUUAAUCUAAGCAAUUACAUCAAGUAUCUCAUCUACACUUGACACGAAAUGAAAAUAAUCAUUUAUUUAUUUAUUUUUGAUAUAGGCCGGCCUCAUGCUGGGUCAUGAUAAAUGGUGUGAGAUCCGUUAUCCCAAGCAUGGCAAAGGCACACAUUGUCCGACAUCGGGAGCUAUUGUUGUCCAACAAAUAAAUUCGGCUACAAUUGCGAUUACACCUGCCACUGUAAAUAUGAUGUUCAGUGCAACUCCACGACUGGGGCGUGUCCUUCUGGCUGCGCACCCGACUGGUAUGGGGAGUACUGUCAACUCGGGAAUGCGGCAAAAGGCAUGCCAACAAAACAAAAGUCCACAUUAGCCGACUUUACCCCUUCCAGUGCGGCCGUGGACGGUAGCACUUCCACAACUUGGACGAGUUGUACCCAGACAAAGGCUGAUGAUGACAUCCCGUGGUGGAGGGUCGACAUGGGAAGGGAAUUCGUCCUCUUCAAAGUCAUGCUGUACAAUCGUAACUGUGCCGGAAAGUGUGGACAAACGUUACAGAACUUCAUAAUCUGGGUGUCCAAUGUAGACAACCCUGACAUAGCCCAGGGCACCGGUGUCUGCAACAGCUAUCCCGGUAUGGUCGCGAACGGCGAGACAGCUGAAAUCACCUGCAACAAGCCAGUAAUUGGACGAUAUCUCUUCGUAAAGAUAAUGAUGACAGGGACGCUGGCUCUUUGUGAGGUUAAAACAUGGGCUUAUCAGUUUAGAAAAUGUCCGACAGGCUUCUACGGUCCAAAUUGCAACUAUCAAUGUCAGUGUGCCAACAGCAAGGGUUGUGGAGUAGAAGCUGGGAAAUGUUCUCAGAGCUGUAAAGUUGGUUAUACGGGACCCUACUGCAACAUAGAAAUACCGACAGUGUCAAAGCUGGGCCCUUCAGACGAUUCAUCAAUAAUGGUUAAGUGGCCUGUCAAAAGAGCUCAAACGAAUGCCCCAAAUUACGGCCAGGUCCAGAGAUACCGUCUUCAGUAUAAGAAAAACGAUGGCACCUUCCGCUGGUUUGACCAUAACGAUGAAAUGGUCGUCCUCCCAACCAGCACGUGGUUUAGUCUAAAUGUGACUGGUCUGGAGGGGCACACAGAAUACAGCUUCCGGUUAGUUGUGCAGUACAAAGGAUCGACUGAUGGCGUGAAUUUGUGGGGUCCCCCAGGACCAUCGAGCAAUCUCUGGACUCGCUGUGGGGCUCCAGCGGAGGGUCCGAGCAUAAUUAGCAUAAAGCCAGGAAAAUUGUUCAACAGCACAAUCAUUACUAUCAAGGAGAUUCCUAAAAGUAAGGCGAACUGCCAGAGCAUCACAUUUUACGCCAUUCAUUACAAACUGAUGGGUCCGAAGUCUGCACGUUGGAACAAUCAUGAGACCAGUUCACCAGUAACAUCUGUCAAAGGACUCCACGUGAACGCCAACUACUCAUUUAUCGUGGCUGUGAUCAAUAGUGGUGGGCUCAGAAAGAAUGGGACAGUAGCUUAUUUCAUAAUACCAAAAGGUUAUAAAUUUGAUCCAAUCAUCCUUGGCAUUUGUAUCACUUGUGCCAUUCUUUUGAUCAUCGUUAUCGUUAUUGGAAUACUGGUGUACCAAAUGGUCAGGAAGCGACGAAGAAAAACGAUUGUUGAGACUGAUACAGAACCAGCAAACGUCCCGUUGUCGCUGAUCAUGCCAGGUGCCAGGGGAAAUAACACUGAAGACAAUUUGACCGACAGCGUGCGUCACUUACUUCCCCAACGAAAGGAGAACGUUGUCCGUUCGGAAAUCCAUGAGAACUACGACGUGAAAUCAAAGGCAUUCUAUGACAUGCCUGUUGCAGACUUAUUGAGUAUUGUAAUGGCGAAAAAAUCCAAUCAUGCAAUCGAACUGAAGGCUGAAUUUAAGACAUUUCCUGAGAAAUUGACAGACGCUCACACUGUUGCUGAGAGCAAGAUCAACAUGAAAAAGAAUAGAUUUCGGAACAUUGUGCCCUACGACCACACCCGUGUUGUUCUAGAUCCGAUCGACAGUGUCCCAUCUUCAGAUUACAUCAAUGCAAGCUAUGUAGAGAGCUAUGAGAAACAAUUGAAAUUCAUCGCCGCUCAAGGACCACUAGCAAAUACCAUUAAUGAUUUCUGGAGACUUAUUUGGCAGGAGAAAUGUGCUACAAUUGCUAUGGUCUCCAACUACGUGGAAAUGGGAAAGCUUAAAUGUGUGCGAUAUCUUCCGUCCGAAUCUCAACCAGUGGAAGUUAAUGGCGAGAUAACUGUGACACUGAUAAAUAUGAAUCGACUACCAAACUUUACCAUGACCACGUUAGAAGCCAAAAAGGGUGACGAGAAAAGAAACAUUCAUCAUUUUCAUUUUACCACUUGGCCUGAUCACGGGGCGCCGAAGUUCGCAUCUUCGAUGGUAGAAUUCUGGAGACGAGUGUCAUCCACUGCAAGCCAGCAGAGUGACACAGCUGUUUUAGUGCACUGCAGCGCUGGUAUCGGGCGUACUGGGACAUUCCUUGCCAUAGAUUACUUAUUCCGCCAAGGAGAGGCCGAGGAUAAGGUCAAUGCGCAUGAGUGUAUCCUAGAAAUGAGGAAAUUUCGGACAAAUAUGGUGCAGACACCGGAUCAGUAUAUUUUCAUCCAUGAGGCGUUGGUGCAAUACUUCAACGUGGGACGGACCGCCAUCUUGUGCUCGACAUUUCUUGAUGAGUACCGGAAGCUGUCAUCACCAGAAGAGCCUGGCAGACGGAGCAAGCUAAAGGAACAACACGAGCUUCUUUCCAUGUUUGACACCUUUCACGCCGAGAAGCGAUACUCCGACGCAAGAUCUCCUCAGAAUGUCCCCAAGAACCGAUCAGCCGCCAUUCUACCAGAUAAUUCGUCCUGGGCCCGUCUCUCGUCGCCGAUUGAAGGAAGAAACAAUUACAUCAAUGCAGUCCAUGUGGACGGUUUUGCUCAGAAGAACACGUUCAUCGCGACACAGUUUCCUCUUCCGAGCACAGUGGUGGACUUUUGGCGCCUGGUCUACGACCAUGAGGUUGAAACGAUAGUGACAAUGGAACCGCUCCCGGAAGGAGAACAUCAAUUCUGGCCUUCGUCGGGACAUUACCUUAAGUUCGGACCCCUGCAGAUCAAAUGUACAACAACCGAUGAAAACAACACUGAUUUCACAAUCAGAGAUUUUGCUCUUACUCUCAAGUCAACAAACCAGAAAGAACCACCGAUGAAGAAAGAGGUCCGCCAGUAUCACUUCAUGCCAUGGGCUACGAACAGCCAUGUCCCCUCAGAUGCUCAGGCUGUUGUGAAUCUGUUGUCGGCGGUCAUGGCGAGGCAGGACCGGAUGGGAGCAGGCCCCAUUCUUGUCAAUUGUCUGGACGGUGCCCUGCACAGUGGUGUUUUCUGUGCCACGCAUUGUGUGAUGGAGAAGGUUAAGAUCGAACAGGAAGUGGACAUAUUUGAGCUGUCACGGCUGAUCAGGGUCAACAGGCCACAGUUUUUACAGCAUUUUGAGCAAUAUCAGUUUAUUCACGAUGUCAUGGUGGCAUAUCUCCACGGAUUCGACACAUAUGCAAACUACAGGUGAAUCACAGAAGACAAAGGAAGAUCUAAGUCGCAGUAUACUUUUGUACAUAACCGGCAGAAGAUCUCAGACAGACCAAGGGGGGAAGUUGUUCACAGGAAUCCAUCUUUCUGCCUAUCGACCCUCAAGUUUAUAUUCCGGGAGGAGAUCUUCUGCACAUUAUCCCUGUAUCAUUACAUGUUUGCAGCUUUUCCUAGAGCAGACUUGUUCUUCAAACUGAAUCAAACGCUUUAUGUAACGAAGCCUCGUGCGAGGAACCAACGUUGUUGUGUGGAAUGCCAGCAUAAAGAUGACAAAUAGCUAACAGUCGUAUGUGGUUAGGCGUUGUCAUGGUGAUUUGGUAGUUUUGACAGGUGUUGCAUCAAGGCUUUAAGCGAUAUUCAGGAAAGAAGGUGCGUCUCGUUUGUUAUUUUGGGGUAUUUGAUAAAGAAUACACCUGCAGGAUUACUAAUGAAAAAAGAGAGAAAAGGCACGCCCUGCUCUCCUGCUUCUGCCAUAUUGUUCUCGAAAACAACCAUCAUCAAUUCUAAAUUAGGUAGUUUUGAAAGAACACAAUAGUCGGAGACCAACUAUAGGUAGUGUUAUCAACUGGAUAAAGUAUCGAUAAUUAGUGUUCAAACUGACCCAUUAAUGAUAGAUGACCGUUAUACAACCAUAGCAUGGAAGGAAAUAUUGGUCAAAUUAUAGCAUUGGUAUUUAAAGUAUUUAUAGUAGAACUUAAUGUAAGAAAGGCGCACAAUGUUUAAUUUUCAACGGUUCGCGCCAAAUUUCGGCAUUAGGGUUAUGUAGGCUAUGUUCUGUUUGUGACUUCGUCCUCAUAAUAGAAGAGUAGGCAUAUGAUAACAUUACGGAAUCACUCUCUGUGUAAAGGACUUGUUACGUCUUUCCAAGACAGACAUUACAGCAAGGGUCAAAAUCAGCCCAUCGCCCAUCAUUGAAGGAACAGGGAGUGGAACUGGAAGAACAUUUUCUCACCCAACGAAAAUUUGCCUUUGACAAAAGCAUGGCAAGAAAGAAAUCUUUGUAUUUGACAGGGAAAAUUCAUUUAUUUUUGGAAAGGUGCCCUCAAUCCCUCGGGCUAAAGGCAAAAUGACAGCUUCUCUCACUAGAAAUCCUGGUUACGCCUCCCGUUCGGCCGAAUGUUUGAAUAGGAGAAGGCAUCGCAGAAGGUAGACGGUGAUGGUACCGUACUCGAAUGUUGGGCUGUGAUACAUGUAAUUAUUUUUCUGCCAGCGCUCCACUACAUCAGAGACACCUAUAGUACCAAUUGAUGCUGGUUUCAACGGGCUCCACUACGUUGUAUCGAUUUCAUUCAUUGUGUUUGUGGAUGUUGUCCAACCCCUGGUGAAUAAUAUUCGUUGAGAGGAAUACUCGCCUUGUUAAUUAAUCUUGUGGAUUAGAGGAUUAUCGGGGUCAUUGAACAGGUUCGUAUGCUACUGUUUUCAACUGUAUCAGUUGUGUCGUUUGUUUGAUAGGAGAAUGUACCAGGGGUAAGACUUAAGAGAAUGUGUCGCCUGAAGUCUAGAUCUUAUUGUUACACCUGUUGGAUGCGGCCGCCUUGGGUCUAGUUAAAAAUAUCAGGAAUGCACUGUACAUAUAUAUAUUAUGUUUGUAAUUAGGCUACCCUGUCUUUGUGUAUAUGUAUAGAGGAGAGCUAUUUAUUACAAGUUGCCUCUUGAAGAACUGAUAUUGGUAGUGUCUCAUGAAGUUAGUUACCAUCAUGAAGGCUUGAACGGCAUGAUUGAACCUGGCUUAGUUUUCAGUACAAGUUCCUAAUCCCACAUGCUCCAUUGUCUUUUCCCAACAGUCUACAGGAUAUCCUCUGAUGCUCAGCAGCAUUCCUGGCAUCAAUAUCUGGAUGUUGCCUGAUACAGUAAUGAAUCAAUAAUGAAACAAUUGUCAAAGUUCUUCAUGGAUAUUGUGGGUGGAAAAUGCCAGGUGUUGUCACCAGUAUUUCAAAUCUUUACAAUUCCGACGGAUGUAGUUCUUCUGUGUCAGGUAAAUGAGCAGUGCGAAAAGAGGGCGAAAUACAUAUAGGUUCACUUUCAGUUUGAUUUGCCUGUUUUGUUUUUCUAAUGUGAUAUCAAAAUUGAUAUUGUAAACUGCAACACUUUUGCGGAUUUUUAUUUUUGUUAUAUGUGUUAAUUUCUGAAGAAAAAUAAUGUUACGAGAUUGAAUGUUCACUUUUUUGCAAUUUAAAUUUUCCCAAGUCUCACUUAUUCAGAAAUCCGCUAAAAUGAAACACCCACGUUAAGUUGGCAGUUUACAGUGAUAUAUAGAAGUACAGAAAAAUAAGUUACCCUGAAUUACUUGUCAUUUGGAGAGUGGUACAGUCCUUCCCUAUGUUCUUCUGCGUUGUUUUAAAAGUAAUGAGUAGUGCCAGGAUGAGUGUUUUUGCAUACCAUGUUAUUAACUCCAGUUGAAAUAAAAAUUCAUAAUAAACCA
Messenger RNA from Lineus longissimus, 6436 nucleotides. Its product is annotated as receptor-type tyrosine-protein phosphatase alpha-like. Gene Ontology annotation, biological process: protein dephosphorylation. The record is from RefSeq and is a predicted model, not a curated record. The transcript has 26 exons. Bases 743 to 3994 code for a protein of 1083 amino acids. Lineage: Eukaryota; Metazoa; Nemertea; Pilidiophora; Heteronemertea; Lineidae. Gene Ontology annotation, molecular function: protein tyrosine phosphatase activity; protein binding.